Molecule: messenger RNA, 1121 nt
Organism: Onychostoma macrolepis
Lineage: Eukaryota; Metazoa; Chordata; Actinopteri; Cypriniformes; Cyprinidae
Gene: dhrs7b
Product: dehydrogenase/reductase (SDR family) member 7B
Exons: 7
Coding region: 87-1040 (317 amino acids)
Cellular component (GO): membrane
Molecular function (GO): oxidoreductase activity
Source: RefSeq, a predicted model, not a curated record
GGCGUGAUAGCUUCGCGCCUUCGCAAUGUUAUUGGCCAGCCGAAAUCACGUGAUUGUGUUGAGUUCCGGAUUCUCCAUUCAGUCAUAUGGGUCUUAGUUUACGUCACAUGGAGCGUGUGUUAGGUUUAGGCGUUGGGCCACUGGCAGCUGGGACUGUGGGGCUGCUGAUUUUGCUGAAAGUGAUCCAGAGAUUGAGACACAAGCCGAGUGUACAGGAUAAAGUGGUGGUGAUCACUGGAGCCAGUUCAGGCCUGGGCAAAGAGUGUGCGCGGGUCCUCCAUGCGGCGGGGGCCCGACUGAUCCUGUGCGGACGGGACCAGAAGAGACUGCAGGAGGUCGUGGAGGAGCUGGGAAACAAAACCAGUGGAAAGAUACAGACCUACACUCCCUGCACUGUCACCUUUGACCUCUCCAACACAUCUGUGGUUUCCAGCGCCGCCGAGGAGAUUUUGAAGUGCCACGGUCAUGUCGAUGUCCUCAUCAACAAUGCAGGCAUUAGUUACCGUGGCAACAUCCUGGACACCCACGUAUCAGUACAGCGAGAUGUCAUGGAGACUAACUACUUCGGUCCUGUUGCUCUUACACAAGCCAUUCUGCCUUCGAUGGUGGAUAGACGCAGUGGACAUAUUGUAGUCAUCAGCAGCGUGCAGGGAAAGAUCUCCAUACCGUACAGAUCUGCGUAUUCUGCAUCCAAGCAUGCGACGCAGGCCUAUUUUGACUGUUUGAGGGCAGAGGUGGACCGGUUCGGCCUGCAGGUGUCAGUCAUCAGCCCUGGUUACAUCAGAACCAACCUGUCCAUUAAUGCGGUCACCGGGGACGGCUCCAAAUAUGGAGUAAUGGACAAAACCACAGCGAGGGGGUCGGAUCCGGUGGACGUGGCACAUGCUGUUCUGAAAGCUGUCUGUCACAAACAGAAAGACGUUGUAUUGGCUGGGCUGCUGCCUACUGCAGCCAUCUAUCUGCGCACACUGUGGCCCGCUCUCUACUUCAGACUGAUGGCUUCACGCGCCAUAAAAGAACACAGAGUGAAGGAGGAAUAAGAGGAAACAGUAUCUUUGCAUAAUUUUUAUGCCUAUAGGUAAAUGCUCAUGGAAUGUAUUUAAUAAAUAUUUAAAAAUGGA